AGAAGAACUCCAAAUACGAGAAGAAGUCUCGGCCUUUUUUCUCUUGAUGCCAUGCCCAUCGCAUUUCCCCAUUUCCUGUGCCAACCUCCAGAAGAGGGAAGGAGAAGAACAGCAGAUGCAAUGCUGUUGGUCACUUAUCAGCGGUUGCUGACACUUUAACUCCCUCCCAUCACCAGUCUCUUCCUUCUCUUCGGCUCAGACGGGUCCUUCGUCUGCUUGAUCGUUACUUGGAUUCAUCAUGGCAUCGAUGGAGGUGGUGGAAGUGGACGAGAGAUUGCUGUGGGAAUCGGAAGAGCCCAUCUCCGAGAAUGGAGGUGAUGGACCAUACACGGGGGAUGGAUCAGUUGACAUCAAAGGCAAUCCUAUCUUGAAGCACCACACAGGAAAUUGGAAAGCUUGCUUCUUCAUCCUGGGGACUGAAUUCUGUGAACGGUUGGCAUAUUUUGGAAUAGAAAAAAAUCUAGUGACUUUUCUCACAACAAAGCUACAUGAAGGUAAUGUUUCUGCAGCAAGAAAUGUUACUACUUGGGAAGGCACAUGUAAUCUUUUACCCCUAGUUGGUGCUGUGCUAGCAGACUCAUACUGGGGAAGAUAUUGGACAAUAGCAGCUUUUCUGGCUGUUUACCUCGUUGGAAUGGUUAUUUUAACACUUACAGCAUCAGUUUCUGCACUUACGCCUCCUGCCUGUGUUGGGUUUGUUUGCUCAGAAGCAAUCUCAGCUCAUGUGCUAUCCUUUUUGGGUCUUUAUCUAAUUGCAUUAGGGAGUGGUGGCAUCAGACCUUGUGUUUCAUUGUUUGGAGCUGACCAGUUUGAUGAUACCAAUCCUCUGGAGAAAGUGAAAAGAGGCUCUUUCUUCAAUUGGCUUUCUUUCUCUGGAAGCUUUGGUUCUUUCAUAUCAGCCACGUAUGUUGUUUGGGUUCAAGAUAGUUAUGGGUGGGGCUUGGGAUUUGGCAUUUGUGCCCUAUCCAUGGGUUUAGCUGUUGGUAGUUUUUUCUUGGGCUCUGUAUUUUAUAGAUUUCAACAACCCAGAGGAAGCCCUCUUACAAGAGUGUGCCAAGUCAUUGUUGCAUCUCUUCGCAAGUGGAAUAUAGAUAUUCCUCAUAAUGGUUCUCUCCUUUAUGAGCUACCUGGUGAAACCUCAGCUAUCAAAGGAAGCCGGAAACUGGAGCACACUGCUGAAUUCAAGUUCUUUGAUAAGGCUGCCACUACAUCAAACACUGAUGAUAAGUGCAAAAACCUUCAUAAUCCUUGGAGGCUCUGUACUGUAACACAGGUGGAAGAACUGAAGAUAGUUCUUAGGAUGCUCCCAAUACUGGCAGCUGGCAUAAUAUUCUAUGCUGCCAAUGCACAAGUAUCUUCCAUGUUUUUGGAGCAGGGGAUGUUUCUUGACAAAAGCAUUGGUUCUUUCAAUAUCCCUCCUGCCUCUUUAUCAACUUUUGUUGUCAUCAGCAUCCUCAUAUGGAUCCCAAUUUACGAUAUCAUUCUUGAACCUUCUGCAAGGAGGUUCACUGGCAAGGAGAGAGGCUUUUCACAUCUGCAACGGAUUGGAAUUGGUUUGUUCAUAUCUAUACUAUCGAUGGUAGCGGCAGCUUUGGUAGAGGGAAAGAGGUUAGAGAUUGCAAAGGCUGUUGGUUUAGAACAUCAGGAGGUUCCAGUGCCAAUGAGUAUUCUGUGGCAAAUUCCGCAAUAUUUCUUGAUAGGUGCUGCUGAAGUUUUUACUAUAAUUGGGCAUGUUGAGUUUUUUUAUGACCAAUCCCCAGAUGCCAUGAGAAGUCUAUGCACUGCUCUUUAUCUUGUAACAGUUUCACUGGGGAACUACUUAAGUUCAUUGGUUCUGAGCAUUCUGACCUCCAUAACGACACAAGGUGGAAAACCUGGAUGGAUUCCAGAUAACUUGAAUGAAGGGCAUCUUGAUUAUUUCUUUUGGUUUAUAGCUGGACUCAGCUUCUUGAACCUGUUGGUUUUUGUUUAUUGCGCUAUGAGGUAUCAGUACAAGCAAGCCUUUUGAGCUUGAUCUGGAUGAUGGUUGGCCCUUGAAACCUUACAAAUGGGUUUCAGUGAUCUGGGAGUAUAUGCCAUAAACAAUAUUUGGUGUUUAACUAGCAAUGCUGCUUCUCUGCUUUUGAUGUCUAUUGUACGGUUUUUCCAAAAACCUGCAUGUUGAAAUAAUCAGACAUAUGCUCAUUUGCUUGUAUGAUUCUAUCAUCUUGUUGCAUAUGAUACUGAAUACUGACAAUGAGUAGGUGGUCUUUUUGUGAUA
Molecule: messenger RNA, 2260 nt
Organism: Elaeis guineensis (African oil palm)
Lineage: Eukaryota; Viridiplantae; Streptophyta; Magnoliopsida; Arecales; Arecaceae
Product: protein NRT1/ PTR FAMILY 8.3
Biological process (GO): transmembrane transport
Cellular component (GO): membrane
Molecular function (GO): transmembrane transporter activity
Source: RefSeq, a predicted model, not a curated record